Messenger RNA from Spinacia oleracea (spinach), 1924 nucleotides. RefSeq names its product probable hexosyltransferase MUCI70. Bases 268 to 1773 code for a protein of 501 amino acids. NCBI's taxonomy places the organism in Eukaryota, Viridiplantae, Streptophyta, Magnoliopsida, Caryophyllales, Amaranthaceae. The record is from RefSeq and is a predicted model, not a curated record. The transcript has 8 exons.
AAAAUCUCAAACCACUCGGCUUGGGGCACAUGAACGAAGAUCCAACAAAAACUCUUUUUCCCUCCAGGGCUCUGAGCUUCCCGCCACUGCACCACGGCCGCAACGAAUCACCAAACGGUGGUGAGUAGAGAGCGGCGACGCCCAUAUAAUGAUGGCAGCGUAGGCGAAAGUAAGUAGGCACAUAAAAGUUCCUUUUUGUAAGGUGCUUCUUGGUAGUUUUGAGCUGGGGUUUCUGGUGGAAGGAUAGGUAGCUGAGAUAAAAUAACAAUGGAUGGUAAUUUCCAACAAUCAGUUUCACAGCGCCCUAGCCGUAGGGCUGAGAAAGAGGCUGUAAAUCCCAAAGCAAAGGACCUUGAAGAGGGGUUCUUUUCGUCAGGGAGGUUAUCGGCUGAGUACCCAUUGAGAAUGUUGUGGAAAAAGGGUUUUGUUCUGUUGUUUCUUGUUGCGGGCAUAGUGUGGAUGGUGCUCAUUCUUUCUGUUCUAUCAGUCCACAUAUGGUCUUGUCAAUCUUCUAUUGCUUUCUUUUCAGCUAUGUGUAAUAGAGAUGGCAAAGUAUUUAUAAUGUUAGACUCAAUGGGAUUUGUACCAAGACCACCUCAUCGCUGUUCUAUUCCUGUGGCUGAUGACCCUGAUGCAAUAGCUAUACCAAAAGAGAAGGCACCUGAAACAUCUGUGCUAAACCUUACCUACAUUUCGAAGGAUGAAGAAACAGAUACUGUAUCAAAUUCUCCCCCUUUGUUUGGAGGGAAUAUAAGCUGGGCACAAAGAGAGGAAAGUUUCAAAUUGAAACCAAUAAUGAAGGUCCAUUGCGGGUUUAUGCGUAAUGGUGGUGGUGAUAUGGAUCCAAAAGAUAUAGAGUAUGCCAAGAAGUGCAGAUUUGUAGUUGCAUCUGGUAUCUUUGAUGGGUACGAUACACCACAUCAGCCUAUUAACAUUAGUGCUCGAUCACAAAAUCUCUUCUGUUUUCUUAUGGUGGUUGAUGAGAAGUCUUUUGACUUCAUCAACAAAAAUGUUUCUGUAAGAGUGGAAACUGAUGGGGGCCAUUGGGUGGGGAUAUGGCGUCUUAUUCUUCUGAAGCAUCAACCAUAUGAUGAACCCAGAAGAAAUGGAAAGGUUCCAAAGAUAUUAGUACACAGAAUGUUUCCAGAAGCGCUGUACAGCAUCUGGAUUGAUGGUAAAAUGGAGCUAAUAGUUGAUCCGUUACUUAUGUUAGAGAGAUACUUGUGGCGAGGCGGUCACACAUUUGCUAUUGCACAACACAAGCAUCAUCGCGAUGUGUAUGAAGAAGCUGAUGCAAACAAGCGCAGGAAGCGAUAUGCUAGACCUCUUAUUGAUCUUCAUAUGAGAAUUUAUCGGUAUGAAGGAAUGGAGCCUUGGAGUCCAUUGAAAAAAAUUCCAAGCGAUGUACCUGAAGGAGCUAUAAUCAUUCGGGAGCAUACUUCUUUGAACAAUUUAUUUAGCUGCUUAUGGUUCAACGAGGUUCAUCUCUUCACACCACGUGACCAAUUAAGCUUUGGCUAUGUUGCUUACAGGUUGAAGGACCACUUCAACUUAUUUAUGUUUCCUAACUGUGAGUAUAACUCUCAAUUUAUCUUGCAUCCGCAUACUCGUGAGCAUUCUUCAAAGGUUGAGUGGGUGAAGUCUUUGAGUGAGUUCAAGUCAAAUAGCUCUUUGAAAGAAAGUAAGGGAGGAUUCGGGUUGUGGACUCCGUACCCUGCUGAUCUUAGCAAAGUUUUCUUGCCUAGGGUUGUGAGAACAUCAAAAGCAGGAUGAAAAUGAAUUGAAAUUUCGAUGCUGAUUUCAUCUCCUUUUUUUACGGUACAUAUUAUUUCAUUGAUGAUUAUUUAGGUUUCUUUUUUCAUGUUUAAAAGAGACACUUUGUUCUUAAUUGAAAGAGUAUACAACGGGAUACUUGUGGCCUUUA